Messenger RNA from Cladophialophora immunda, 1317 nucleotides. RefSeq lists its product as uncharacterized. NCBI's taxonomy places the organism in Eukaryota, Fungi, Ascomycota, Eurotiomycetes, Chaetothyriales, Herpotrichiellaceae. The record is from RefSeq and is a predicted model, not a curated record. The coding region runs from base 244 to 963 and encodes 239 amino acids. The transcript has a single exon.
GCCCGAAUCGGGUCGAGGGAUGUGUAUAAAGAUGCCAUAUAACUCCCGCCAGUCAAUACGGAUCUUCUCCCCCAUCAUCACAACACACAACCAACAACCAACCAACCUACAGUCUUUCCUUAUCUUUCAUUUUCUUUCCUUCUUUCCUUUGUUCUUUGGGCCCAACUGCUCGACACUCUUUCCAGCAUCUAAUAAGAAAACACUUAAUUCCAAAAGCUUCAACCGCAAAUCACAUAUCCAACAAUGCAUUCCAAAGCCGUCGUCCUUUCUCUUCUUGCCGCUUCCGGCGCUCUUGCUGCUCCCCACAGCCGUCGCUACUAUGACGACAAGGUCACCGUCGCCCUUAGCGAUGGAGGUGAAACCGGCGCCCAGGUGACCCUCGAAUCAACGGUCCGAGACAUGGGGGCCCCGGCCAUCAGUGGUCCGUUCAACUCGAUCGAGAUCCGAUUGGGCGAGGAUGUCCAGAACCAAGAGCUCCGUUGCCAGGCUCUCGACAACUACGGAUAUCCCAUCGUGGCCACCCGCGGCACCAACAUUGACACCACCUUCUCCGAUGCCGACAAGGGUCCUUGGACCUUCCGCCAGGCCAGCUAUGUCAGCGAGGUUGUCUGCGACCCUACCUUUGUGAAGAUCGACCCGGCCUCUGACGAGCUCAACCUGCGCGUCAUUCUCGAAAGCCAAUCCACCGAGACCGGCUCGCAGACAUCCCUCCCUGCCGGAUACCGCGCCGAGUCCGCCCCCGUCGCCACGAGCGGUCCCUUUGAAACCGUCGAACUCUCAGUCGGGUCGUUGGUCGAGCAGCAGAACUACCGCUGCCAGAUCCUCGAUCUCUACGGCAACCCUCUGGUCGUCCUCAGAGGCGCGAACAGAGACAUCACCUUCUCUGACGCCGAUAAGGGUGCUUGGACCUUGGAGACCCCCAGCGAGGUCAGCGAGAUCAUUUGCGAUCCUACCUUUGCAUGAGCGAUGACAGGUGAUGUUCGAGUUGGCAGGACAGGAGGAGAGGACAUAGGUGGCUGGCAAGUGAUGGCAUAGAUGGGUCUGGUUAUUUGAGUUGCAUAGCGAUUGGCGUUUUGUUUUUCUUGUUAGCAUCAGCGACCGGCGUUAUAUAAUUUUCUGAUUUAAUAGACACUCCUUUAGCAACAUAUAGUCACAAGAACUUAUUCUGUGAUCCAGACGAUGCGCACAGUCUUGUUAUUCUUGAAAUGAUGGGCUCUAAUUGAACAGGUAGCGAGAUGAGGUUCGAGGCAGAGGACUACAAUCGGGAACUCGCGAGCUAUCUAUAAGCUCCUCCGUAGACUACGGUCUACUAUCUCC